ACAAGGCCAAGUUUGUAAUUCUUUGCAUUGGUAAAUAUAGUGGUUUUCCAAAUAUUCCAGAGUUCCCUGCUGGAAAAGGACCAGAAAAUUUUAAGGGUAAAGUUAUGCAUUCUAUGGACUACUCUUCCUUGGACAAUGAGAUUGCUGCUGAAUUAAUAAAAAACAAGAGUAUUACAGUCGUAGGCUCCGGAAAGUCAGCUCUUGAUAUAGCCGCCGAAUGCGCAAAUGCAAAUGGAGUCACCCAUCCUUGUACGAUUAUUCAUAGAAACGCGCAUUGGUUUCUACAAGAUUUCAACAUUUGGAGCAUUAGUAUUGGAUAUUUCUAUUUCAACCGUUUUGCAGAACUUUUAGUUCACAAGCCUGGAGAAAACUCCAUUCUUUUCCUCCUUGCAACUUUACUUUCACCAUUGAGAUGGGGAAUUUCAAAACUUGUUCAAACAUAUCUAAGGUGGAAGUUUCCACUGAAAAAGUAUGGAUUAGUACCGAAUCACAGCUUUCUUGAAGAUAUCUCCUCAUGUCAAACUGGAAUACUUCCUGAUUUCUUUUUUGACAAAGUGAAAGAAGGAUCCAUUGUGAUAAAGAAAGCACAAAUCUUUAACUUCUCCAAUGAAGGUUUGAUUAUUGAUGGAGAUGCUAAGCCUAUAAAAACAGAUUUAGUUAUUUUUGCCACAGGAUAUAAAGGUGACCAAAAACUUAGAAACAUAUUCAUAUCUCCAAUAUUCCAAAAUUACAUUUGCAGGUCAGGAAGAUCAUCAGUUCCCCUUUACAGGGAAAUAAUUCAUCCUCGAAUUCCACAAUUGGCAAUAAUAGGAUACGCUGAGAGCAUAUCAAAUAUUGUUUCUGACGAAAUGAGAUGUCAGUGGUUAGCACAUUUUUUAGAUGGAAAUAUUGAAUUGCCAAGCAUUAAAGAGAUGGAAAAGGAUGUCAAGUUAUGGGAAGAAAACAUUAAGCAAUAUGCUGGAAAACUUAAUUGGAGAUCAUGCAUUGUUAGUUGUGGGAUAUGGUAUAAUGACCAAUUGUGCAAAGAUAUGAAAUGUAACCCCAAAAGGAAGAAGAAUCAUUUUGCAGAGGUAUUUGAACCAUAUGGACCUACAGAUUAUGUUGGUCUUGUUAGAAAAUGAUUUUUUUUUAAA
This is a messenger RNA of Vicia villosa (hairy vetch), 1133 nucleotides long. RefSeq names its product probable flavin-containing monooxygenase 1. NCBI's taxonomy places the organism in Eukaryota, Viridiplantae, Streptophyta, Magnoliopsida, Fabales, Fabaceae. The record is from RefSeq and is a predicted model, not a curated record. The transcript has 4 exons. Bases 105 to 1121 code for a protein of 338 amino acids. Gene Ontology annotation, molecular function: N,N-dimethylaniline monooxygenase activity; flavin adenine dinucleotide binding; NADP binding.